Molecule: messenger RNA, 1297 nt
Organism: Papaver somniferum (opium poppy)
Lineage: Eukaryota; Viridiplantae; Streptophyta; Magnoliopsida; Ranunculales; Papaveraceae
Product: peptide chain release factor 1-like
Exons: 6
Coding region: 54-890 (278 amino acids)
Biological process (GO): translational termination
Cellular component (GO): chloroplast
Molecular function (GO): translation release factor activity
Source: RefSeq, a predicted model, not a curated record
UUAAAAACGGGGGAGGCGAGGAGGAUUUCCCUGAGAAUUCCAUCUAUCAAUCUAUGCUGGUAAUGGCUCAAUCUUUAUCCUUAAUGAAAUGGGUAUUCCAUCAUCAUCAUCAUUAUCCAACUAUUACAUCAUCUAUGGCUUCUUCUUCUUCUUCUUCAAAUUCAAAGAGAAUGUUUUCUUUUUUGAUGCUUCAUUCACAGACACAAUUUCAACAUUGUGAACCUCCCAUUCCUAGGUUAAUAAGAAUAGGAGGAGGAGGAUCAAUACUGUAUUCAAGUAAUCAUAAUCGUAUUUCUUCUCAGCAGCAAAAACGAUUGCAAAUCAAAGCGUAUUCUUCAAGUGGUAACAACAGUGAUGGCAACACAGAUUUUCUUGAAUUAUCUGAUGAACAGCUUAUGAAUCAGUGUGAAAUGGAUACUUUUAAAUCUUCUGGUCCUGGAGGACAACAUCGUAAUAAGCGUGAAUCUGCUGUUAGACUCAAACAUCUUCCAACUGGUAUCAUUGCCCAGGCUGCUGAGGAUCGUUCGCAACAUAAGAAUCGUGCAUCAGCGUUGUCUCGUCUCCGCACGCUUUUAGCUCUUAAAGUCAGGAACACGUUAGACCUUGAGGAUUAUAAACCUCCUCCAGAACUUCUUCAGAUUCUUCCAAAGAAGUCAGCGAUUAGAGGUUCAGAUACAGGUCCUCAAAUCGGGCAUAACAAUCCAAAGUUUGCUUCAGGAAUGCGGGCUUUAUUGGAUGUAAUAUAUGCUGUUGAUGGUUCUGUAGCAGAUGCAGCCAAGUUACUGGGGCUAACUACAGGAGGUCUAUCUCGGCUGAUUUUAUCAGAUGAUUCUCUCAGACUAGCUGUUAAUGAGUUCAGGGCAACUAAGGGUAUGAAGCCUCUCAAAUAAGAUAGAUACGUGACUAUUGCAAUGACGUCUAUGCCAGUCAAUCCAGUCGAGGUUUCACGCUCAACAUACCAUAUGAAUAUCUUACAUGUAUAUGAAAAUCCUUGUUUCAUUACUUGUGUGAUGGAGAUUCUAUCUUUUCUGUGCAGCAUUUCAAUGAGAAAAUUGCAUUUUGCUGUGGUGCCAUAAAAGCUGUGAACAGUGAAUGAAAUUGAAAGAUAUGCUUUUAUUCCAUUUUUGUAUUAUUUUGCACACUAAUUGAAAGUACAGACCCUGUACUUUUUUGUAAAGAGCCCCUUAUGUGGGACAAUUCAUGCUCAUCAUAUCAGUUCGAACUAUGAUUAUAGCUGAUGAUCCUAGUUCACGACUAUAUGUAAUACAAAAAUUAUAAGUUCAUUCAUCAUUCUUCC